AUGGUGCACCGCACAAGGAUUUCACAGGAUAUUGCUCAUGCAAUGAUCGAACUGAGCCGGUUCUCACUUUCUACUGGUGGUGCCCUUCCAUUUGAUCGAGAUGGGAAUUUGAAUAAACCUAGUACUAUGAGGUUUGUUGACCAUCAAUCCGUGCUUGAGCGACUAGGAAAUGACGAAGAGGACGAAUCAGCGCUCUAUUUUGAAGCAGGACCAUUUCAAGACGCAGCUCCAUGCUAUCUUCUCGCAAUCGACCGAGCAAAAGAGCGCAAGCAACCCCUCCAUAAGGGUGUGGAAAAAUCUCCUGCGCAUGCUUUUAUCCUGGGCUCCGGCCACAAGACCUGA
Histoplasma capsulatum G186AR is the source of this 342-nucleotide messenger RNA. RefSeq lists its product as uncharacterized. The record is from RefSeq and is a predicted model, not a curated record. Lineage: Eukaryota; Fungi; Ascomycota; Eurotiomycetes; Onygenales; Ajellomycetaceae. The coding region runs from base 1 to 342 and encodes 113 amino acids. The transcript has a single exon.